GUGACGGUGAGCUUCGCAUUCCAGAAGUGACGGUGGAAGUGAACGGUUGUGAAGUCUCGUGUGGGAGUGACUGGCUUGAACUGAGUUGAUCGUUUAGUGAAGUGGUGAAGAUAGAAAGAGUCUCUGGACACAUUACCAGCGGGACAGCAAGUGAAAAAAGGAAGAAGUGUCUCGCCAUGGGGAAGAACAACAUGAUAUCAACAGUGACGGUGGUGGUGGUGGUGGUUCUUGCGGGCGUGACCAGAGCCAUGCCCAUAGACCCAGAGCCCCGCCAGUUCGUGUACCAGCCCGGCUCGCCCUCCGUCAGGCUCUACCCCGUCCACUUCGAGAACUACCUCAAGUCGUCCUCGGGUCGAUUCCAUAUGACCGGCGGACAGGGCUUUCUCUUGAACAUGCUUCCAUCCGAGAUUGAGAAAGACCAACCAUCAACGGACGAAGCCAAACCAGCACCACCGCCAACCCCCACCACUACUACUACUACAACUACCUCUACUACUACUACUACUGCCACUUCUACUGCAACCUCUACCUCCACUAUGAGCUCGGAGCAUCCAGCGAUCCACAUGACAACAAUGGAGCCAAUGGUGAUGGUGGAAAUGACGCAACGGCCUGAGAUGAAGGGGGAGGAGGAGGAUGUGAGUUCGGCUUCGCUUCGUACCGAGUCACCGAAUGAACAUGACGCAGAGGUGGGACUGGAUGCUGCGAGUGACGGCAACGAAGGGACGGAAAUGACACCGACAAUGGUUAGGGAGGAGGAAGACAUGGAAGCCGCCACUGAGACACCAAAUGCAAUGGCCGAAGAGGAGACGUUGACCCUGCUGGAGGACGCGAUGGACAUUGCGACAGAAGAGAUGUCAGCGGCCGCAGUAGCGACAGCGGAAGAAGAGGCGCCAGUGACGGAGAUGAUGCCCGCAGAGGAGACAGCGACGGAGGUUCCAAGUCUUCGGGAGCCAGCGACCGACCUGAUUUGAAACCUUAUUAGUCAAGAAUGAAUGUAAAUAAACUGCCCUGAAGCCCUGUGCCUCAACCAACACACACACACACACACACACACACAUAUAGAUAGAUAGAUAAACAGUUUACGAAUCACAGAAGAAAGAAAAGGUAUCUACACACACACACACACACACGUAGAUAGAUAGAGAUAGAUAGAUAGAUAGACAGUUUACUAAUCACAGAAGAGAAGGUAAACACACACACACACACACACACGUACACACACACAUACACACACACACACACAUACAGAUGCAGCAGUGCCAAAGGAUCAUUACAGUGUGUGUGUGUGUGUGUGUGUGUGUGUGUGUGAACCUAUGAUAUUAUUACUGUACUUAUCAUUAUCAAACUGUACUCUCUUUCAUGUAAUUUUCUUUGUUUUUUUUUAUAUAUAUACUGCUAUGAAUAACUUCCUUUGUGUAUGCCUAUGUUAUUUUCCCUUCUUUCUCUCUUUCUUCAUUAUCUUCCCAUCUUAUUUUUUAUUUAAUUUUCUUUUUUUUCUUUUUUACGGCAAUGAACAACGUCUUCCAUACACUCACAUUAUUUUCCUACUUUUAUACAAUCAUUUUUAUUCUAAUUAUUUACUUUUUCGUGUCGCUAAGUCGUCUAUUCAAUUAUAAUGUAAAAAUGUCAAAGCGCGCACUUCAGACGGUUCCUCUAUUCCAGUGCUGCCAACAAGUCACUUUGAAAUACAUGUCUGUCUUUGAA
This is a messenger RNA of Eriocheir sinensis (Chinese mitten crab), 1704 nucleotides long. RefSeq lists its product as uncharacterized. The record is from RefSeq and is a predicted model, not a curated record. The transcript has 6 exons. Bases 177 to 971 code for a protein of 264 amino acids. NCBI's taxonomy places the organism in Eukaryota, Metazoa, Arthropoda, Malacostraca, Decapoda, Varunidae.